ACUAAAAUGGCGUGGUCCUAUCAUUAUUGCCUUCUUCUGUCCGUGUUAGUGGUUUCUCUCUGCUGUAAACCAGUGUCCAGCAACUGGAGUCAGUGGUUACAGUGGUCAGCAGAGCCGUGCUCCGUCACGUGCGGAACGGGCGAGAAGGUCAUGACCAGGUCAAGAUUCUGUCAGAACGCCGAAAAUAACUGCCCAGGACCCAGGGUGGACAAGCACACGGCCGUUUGUAACGCCGGGGUAACAUGUGCAGAGUUAAGUUGCUACGAGUGUAAUAUCUUUGCCAAUGGCAAACUCGUCCCCUGCACUGAAGCCAGAGUGGAAACAGGCUGCCGAGCGUGUAUGAAGUCCUUCACAUUGAUUCGUGUGCACGACAGAAUAGGAGAAACGAACGAUAUGUCUGUGGAGUCACGACUCUGUCUGCGGGACAGUCACUACAAGAAAGUGUCCGAGGAGGGAUGUGAAUACAAGAAGGCCAACGGUGGAUUCAGCGCUCUGUGUUUUUGUAUGUCGGACAAAUGUAACAGUGGUAUGCGGCAAGGUUCAUCUCUCGGCCUUAUUGUUUUAAUUGGAGUUUCAUGGACGUUUCUCUAUCGUCAUUAGCUGGCAAGCAACUUUGUUCCUGGCCGUCUACGGACUCGGUGAUUCAUAAAUAAUUCAUGCAUGUUGCAUGUUGCCUAUUUUAAAUGUUGUACCUUAUAUGCGGCGUGGAAUAAUUAACAUUAAGCUUUGGCGCAAGUAAAUAGAAGUAAUAAUUAAAACCAUAAUAGUCACUUGUGUGCAAUGUUCUGCUCACUGACUUUUCUAGAUCUUCAGAAAUUUGUACCUAAGUAUUAUGGCUACACACAGCACAAUCAGUGUCAUAUGCUGACGUUAUGUAUGCUAGCUAGGUAUUUAAAGCAGUAAAAUCAUCAUGAUCAUCAUUAUCAACACACACACACACACACACACACACACACGCACAGAUUGCCAUGUAGACCAGCUUAGCCUAAAUGUAUAUUA
Haliotis rubra (blacklip abalone) is the source of this 999-nucleotide messenger RNA. RefSeq lists its product as uncharacterized. The transcript has 4 exons. Bases 7 to 600 code for a protein of 197 amino acids. Lineage: Eukaryota; Metazoa; Mollusca; Gastropoda; Lepetellida; Haliotidae. The record is from RefSeq and is a predicted model, not a curated record.